Molecule: messenger RNA, 2028 nt
Organism: Pseudogymnoascus verrucosus
Lineage: Eukaryota; Fungi; Ascomycota; Leotiomycetes; Thelebolales; Thelebolaceae
Exons: 3
Coding region: 1-2028 (675 amino acids)
Biological process (GO): protein phosphorylation
Molecular function (GO): protein serine/threonine kinase activity; ATP binding
Source: RefSeq, a predicted model, not a curated record
AUGUCAUCAGUUAAGGACACUGUAGAUCUUGGAGAGAAAGAUGAAGCUCCUUCUGAAAUCAUUCCCUUGGAGCAGUCCAGUCCGCACGGAACAGGAAUUCUAACUGUUAUACUCUUCCAAGCUACUAAUCUGAGCCUACCACAUCUGGGCGAAGGGUCUAGUUCAGUAGGGUUUGCUGAUCCAGAACUGCACAAGCAAUGGCUGCCUUAUGCUGUCUUGGAAUAUGAAAAGUUCCAGGUAUCCGCCGAGUCCAUAUGUUGGGGAAGGAAGGGAAGCGUUCAUUGGAUGGGCAAUCCCACCCCAAUUAAGUUUGACGUCUCUGCCUCUUCUGAGCUUAUCGUGCACCUGUUCGUCAGGAACUAUGAUGUUUCGAAAGAAUGCCAAGUCGUACUGCUUGGGUCGAUCAAAUUGGACCCAUUUCUGGAAUCCCGGACUCUGGGUACGGUGGCGGUAGAUGUUCAAGAUGGGAGCGGAAGAGUGUUACUCGAGGUUUCUUACGUCGCGAAAGAGAUACUCCCCUUAGAUGACUGGAAAAUGUGGCGAGUCUCCAAAGAAGUUAAUACUGGCGAUCUUGUCUAUGUCAAAAAAGAAGACUCGGGUCGAAGCUACGCCAUGAAGACGAUCCCCAUAGACCAAAACGUUUCUGGGUUAGACCUGACAUACAGCCUUUACUCCCGGAUUGAACAUCCCUUCAUCGCAUCGCUCAAAUUUGCGUUCAAAUCGUCUAAGGGGCUGAGCCUUCUUUCAGGGCUGGCUGAUGGCGGACACCUUUUUUCUCACCUCCAAAGGCAGCGACGCUUUGACGUUGACGUUGCGAGACUUUAUGCUGCUGAGCUAGUCUGUGUGCUGGAAUAUCUGCACGGCAAAGGUAUUAUUCUCGCAUCUCUGAGGCCGGAGAAUAUCCUUCUAGACUCAUAUGGCCAUGUCAGUCUAUGCAGUCCCGGCCUCUUCGGGCUCGAGCUGAAGGACAGCGAUCACAUCAUGCCCGGCACACCUGAGUAUCCAGCCCCUGAGGUCGUUCUCGGCCAAGAAACCUCCCGGGAAGUGGAUUGGUGGAGCUUGGGGAUUAUUCUCUAUGAGAUGUUGACCGGACUACCCCCUUUCUACCACGCAGAGGCCGAUGAGCGAGAACGUAGAAUUAUCGGUGAACCUCUACCACAGCUCCCUAACAGCCUUUCACCAACUGCCAGGGACAUUCUAGUUGGGCUUCUCCACAAGGACCCUAAAAAGCGCCUGGGGGCAAACGGGUCUUCAGAGGUAAAAGCUCACGCGUUCUUCCACGAUGUAGAUUGGCAUGAGCUACUUGAGCGGACAUAUAUGACCCCCUUUAAACCCAUCAAUUCCACGCCAGUUUUCAGAGUCGAACCCGACAAACGCAACCCCCCCGCAGUGCGACGACAAUCCAAAGGAAUUAUAUACGAGAAAAUGGAAAUCUUCAGUUACACACGCUGGAAUCCUAUCGAUAAGGUUAGGGAUGGAAAUGAAGAUACUGCCUCGGAGAAGAGUUCUUCUAAAUCUGAAGAUGAUGGGUGGGAGUUGGUGUGGGAGCCAAUAACCCAAGAGUUCCAUUUUAGGAAUCGUUUCACUAACGAGAAACGCCCGGCAAGUCUCAAAGCUCCUGGGCCGGUGGUUGAGGCACAGAAGCCUUUGGAAUCUUCACCUACGGCUGGACGUAAUUUCACCACAGCCCAAGAUAGUGUUGAACUAGUUUCGCACAAUCUUCCCAGUCAAGUUCAGAAGAAGGACGCACUAGCGGCUGCGUUGAAAGCUGGAUACAGUAACCAUACGAUCUCACAAAUCCUUGAAUAUGAAAUAGACUUGAAUACCUGGAUUCUUUACUACGACGAAAGGAGCGAUGGAGACUUUGUGCCAUUUUUACUAGACAACAUUCCAACCACUCCGCUGGAAUGGGCCGUGGGACACGAUAACCUCGGUCUCGUCAACCUUUUCCUAGAAAAAGGAGCCGACGCGAAUUAUACUUGCUACAAGACACAGGGAACUACAAGACACAGGGACCUGCCCUCAUAA